AUGUUGAUGCUGCAGCGCGGUAUUACGGAUGCGGAGUUGAAGCAGAUUAGCCAAGAGUUUUCGAACGGGUUGCAGACGCAUCCAGAUAGAGGGGAGCUGCCAUUUGUAUUUGGAAGUCUGACAGAAGAUGGUCUCAGGGCGUUGUUGGACAAGUACGCGGGCCUUGUGGAGUCUGUCCAAGAGGACCAGUUCAUGAAGAUGGUCGACGACCCCCCGCUCGAAAAUGCGAACGACAGACAAUCCGAGCGACGGACCUACCCAUAUGGGAUCCAGUACCUCGAUGCGGACACGGUCCGGGGGCGGGGCGUGGGGGUGCAUGUGUACGUGUUGGACACAGGCAUUCGCAUAACCCACAACGAGUUCGGCGGCCGGGCUUUCGCCGCAGUGGACGUGGCCGCCUCGGGAACUUAUCCAGGCACUCUCGCAGUGUGCUCGCCCACCAGCACAACGUGCGCUGACGACGUACACGGGCACGGCAGCCACUGCGCAGGCACGGUGGGGUCCUCGUCAUAUGGCGUCGCGGAUGGCGCUACUAUUUGGUCAGCGAAGGUCCUGAACAAUGCUGGCUCUGGCUGGACAACAUGGAUGGUUCUAGCCGAGCAGUGGAUUCUGGCGAGUGGGAACAGGCCAGCAGUUCUCAGUGAAAGUAUCCAGGUCGGGCCAGGCUGGAAUGAUUUGCCGUGGCAAGCCUCGACGGACGCAUUGGUCGCCGAUGGCGUGAUCGUGGUGGUAGCUGCAGGGAACUACAACCAAGACGCGUGCACCUGGACUCCGGCUUUCAUCCCGACCGCGAUCACUGUAGCAGCUUUUGGUGGGUCUUCGGGGAGUUCAUGGGACAGGGCCUCGUACAGCAACUGGGGCUCAUGCGUCGAUAUCUUUGCUCCGGGCUCGAACGUGCUGUCGACGGGCCCGUCCAGCGACACCCACACCCAGUACAUGACGGGCACGUCCAUGGCCUGUCCCCACGUCGCCGGCCUCGCGGCGAGGAUGUUCGAGGCCUACCCGACGGCGGGAUCCCUGACUGCUGCGGAGAGGUGGGCACUCCUGACGGCCACGAACUGCACCAGCUGUGUCACCAACAUCCCGACUCCCACACCCACUGUCAACUUGGUGGCAUACGCCAUCCCAGCGAACCCGUGCUCUGUCACCGACGGGACGGGGCCGAGCUCGAGCUACCCGUGCGACUGCGGCACCAACCUGUGCACGAGUGGCGAGAUCUGCACCAGCAGCACAGACACUUGCGAUACCGCUGCUCCUACGCCCUCUCCUACGUCCGCGCCUACGCCCUCGCCGACGCCAUUGCCCACGCCCUCGCCGACGCCCUCGCCCACACCAUCGCCCACGCCCUUGCCAACGCCCUCGCCUACGUCCUCGCCGACGCCCUCGCCCACACCAUCGCCCACGCUCUCGCCAACGCCCUCACCUACGUCCUCGCCGACGCCCUCGCCCACAUCCUCGCCUACGCCAUCGCCGACGCUAUCGCCCUCGCCCUCACCAACGCCCUCGCCCACACUGUCGCCCACGUCCUCGCCUACAUUCUCACCGUCGCCGUCGCCGACACCAUCGCCUACGACGCCUUCUCCGACGCCCUCGCCCACGCCCUCGCCCACACCCUCGCCGACGCCCUCACCGACGCUCUCGCCGACGCCCUCGCCAACGCCAGCGCCUACGCCAUCGCCCACAACCAUUUACCGGGCUACUGCAGCGGCAUCACCUCCUGCGCUGCCUGCGGAAGCGCCCCCGGGUGCUACUGGUGCAACCAGGUCGGGAUGA
Messenger RNA from Prorocentrum cordatum, 1773 nucleotides. The record is from the annotation of a GenBank genome assembly. NCBI's taxonomy places the organism in Eukaryota, Dinophyceae, Prorocentrales, Prorocentraceae.